Molecule: messenger RNA, 689 nt
Organism: Lytechinus pictus (painted urchin)
Lineage: Eukaryota; Metazoa; Echinodermata; Echinoidea; Temnopleuroida; Toxopneustidae
Product: transmembrane protein 254-like
Exons: 4
Coding region: 211-675 (154 amino acids)
Source: RefSeq, a predicted model, not a curated record
CUUGACAACUGCAGCGGCAACAGUUUGGCUUGAUAUACCUUGUAAUGUGGAAUAUAGCAGCAAUAUUAUGAAUAGAUCUAUAUAUGCUUGUCAAGAAAGAGGAAUUUGUAAACACUGAAGUCUCGAUCUUGUGAUGGCUUUGAUGAAUUUCUUGUCAGCCUAGUGGUUAAACUUGUACAAGAUAUUCGAGAGGUGGACGACGAAAUCAAAAUGGCGCGAAAACCCGAUCCGGAUUACUUCAAAUAUCCAAAUAUUUUUGUCAUGAUCCUCAUCGCCUUCGGAAUGACUUUGACUGCGAUGUGUGUCUACGUUCCCGAGAAGAUACCCUAUCACUGGUUAGGAAUUAUUGGUGAUCUGGCUUGGUAUUUGGCUUACCAGAGACCCCGAGUCAUCAAAGCCAUAUGGUACAUGGCUGUAUCCAUCCAUGUUUCCGAAGCCAUUUAUGCAUACUAUCUAGCAGGGAAAAAGGGCAUUAAGGGUCGAGCUCGGAUCCAGUGGUUUAUUUUCACCCUCGGUUUCGGGAUCGGAUCCCUUGGAAACCUCCUCGCAUACGACCCCGGUUCCUCAGGCAAAUCUGUGGACGAGCUCCUCUUCUUCCACGGCAAGGAUGUUGAUAAAGAGUCGCUGCCGCAGUUCUUAAGCACCAUCAAAGUGGAAAAUGAAAUCGUCAUCUAACUGGACUGAAUAAA